AUGCGUGCCGUUUUGAUCCUGUGCUCCGUCAUCUCAGCAACCUAUGCGGCCAGUCUGGGCUACAACUAUGAGAGCAACAACGGCCCAUCGCUCGGUGGCGGUCUAAGUGGUGGCCAAGUGGGGGGUCCGAGCUAUGGUGGUUUAGCUGCCGCCGGUCCAAGCUACAGUGGCCCCGCCACCUUCGGUCCCAGCUAUAGCGGCCCUUCCUCAUCAGGACCAAGCUACAAUGCCCCAGCCGAGUUUAACAAAGAAUAUUUCACCUAUACCGCACCUGAACAUGAAUUUGACGAUGCUGGUAAUAAUGAUCAGUUGGCUAACUCACUAAAGAAGAAUUUGCGUGUCAUCUUCAUCAAGGGACCUGAAAACACAGGACUCGAG
This is a messenger RNA of Rhagoletis pomonella (apple maggot), 378 nucleotides long. RefSeq lists its product as uncharacterized. The transcript has 2 exons. Lineage: Eukaryota; Metazoa; Arthropoda; Insecta; Diptera; Tephritidae. The annotation marks the transcript as partial. The record is from RefSeq and is a predicted model, not a curated record.